AUGAAGAAGAAGGAUAAACAAAUGAAGGAGUCGUCUGAGACACCAGUUGAAACAAAGAGCGAAGUAGGUCAUACAAAACGACAACGGGCUCUUCCGUCAGGCAAAGAAGUGAAGAGAACAUCAAGUCAAGUUUCUACGUAUACUGAUCAUGAGAAGAAAGAACUAUUGUCUGAUGGAGAGGCCAAGCGGUCUAAGAAGAUGGAGUCGACUGAGACACCAGUAGAAACAAAGAGCGAAGUAGCACUCACAAAACGACAACCGGCUCUUCUCUCAAGCAAAGAAGCGAAGAGAAUAUCAAGUCAAGAUUCUGAGUAUAGUGAUUAUGAGAAGAAAGAACUAUUGUCUGAUGGAGAGGCCAGUCGAUCAAAGAAGAAGGAGAAACAACUGAAGGAGUCGUCUGAAACACCAGUUGAAACAAAGCGAGAAAUAGGUCUCACAACACGACAACGGGCUCUUUUGUUAAAAAGGGAUUCCUCUACUUCUUCUGUGGAUCUGAUUGAGUUUCCCAGCGGUUUACCUCCAGCACCGCCUCAAAAACAAAAGCAAAAGCUCUCAGAAGUUGAGCUGCAACUGAAAAGAGCAAAGGCUAAUCAGAAACGUCGAAUGCAACAUGAGAAGGCAGCUUGGGAAUCAGAGGCCGAGGCUAUUAGAAAAAUACUAGGUCAAGAUUCCAGCAGGAAGAAGCGAGAAGAGAAACUAAAGACGGAGCAGGAAGAGUUAGCACAGAAGGCUGCGAAAGAUCUUCCACCAAACACUAUCAGAACGGUUAUCGGCCCUUCUGGAACUACUGUGACAAUUUCUCAUGAUAUUGGUUUGCCAAGUAUUUUCGACUCCAAACCUUGCAGUUAUCCUCCCCCUCGUGAGAAAUGUUCUGGUCCUUCCUGUGAGAACACGUACAAGUACCGUGAUUCCAAGACAAACGUUCCUCUUUGCAGUCUCAAGUGCUACAAGGCAAUUCAUGAAAAGAUGCAGGAUGAAAAGGCCAGCUAACGUUGUUGUGGCAUAUGCAUGUAUUCCUACUAAUUCAUAUUUUUAACUUUGGAAAGGACAACGAAGGCUCUUUUUUUUCCCUCAAUCAUAUUGUGUUUUUUUUUCUACAGUUAUCACAUUUGGAUUAGCCCGGUGAUUCCGAACAUAGAUGG
Molecule: messenger RNA, 1142 nt
Organism: Capsicum annuum
Lineage: Eukaryota; Viridiplantae; Streptophyta; Magnoliopsida; Solanales; Solanaceae
Product: INO80 complex subunit B-like
Biological process (GO): chromatin remodeling
Cellular component (GO): Ino80 complex
Source: RefSeq, a predicted model, not a curated record